Molecule: messenger RNA, 1799 nt
Organism: Opisthorchis viverrini
Lineage: Eukaryota; Metazoa; Platyhelminthes; Trematoda; Opisthorchiida; Opisthorchiidae
Exons: 4
Coding region: 1-1737 (578 amino acids)
Molecular function (GO): protein binding
Source: RefSeq, a predicted model, not a curated record
AUGAUGUUGUGUAGUUCUUGGCAAAGCAUUUCAACCCAACUGGGAACCAUCGCAGCUUUUUUGCCUGUUACGAGCAUCCUUUUUUGUUUGCAGAUGAGUUUGGUACAAACUUCUGCUUCUCCUAAGUGCGGACCAGGUCACAUCACCCUCGAAUCUCUUCUGGAUUCACCCGGCAUGACGCCAUCACCUCUUUCGGAAUCGAUCAACGAUGGGAAUAAUUGCGAGUAUACCGUUCAAGAUGGAAGAUUCUCAGAACUGCUUGCACGGGAUGUUAACCCAACGGAUUCGAAUGUGUACGGUCGAAGAUUAUUCAUGACGGAACUGCAGCGACAAGCCGUUUUGCGCGAGUUCUGUAUUGAACUACUGUUCGUUUUGAGGAACCAAGAUGUUAAUGGAUAUUUCCUAUCGUUCACUAUCGAAGCCCGUAGCCCGAAGGAGAGCUGUUCCCAUAUGGGAUUGCUUACUUUAGAGAAGCGCUUGCUCUCGAACGGUUAUCGCACACUCAACGAGUUCAAAAUUGACGUUUCUGCCUUGUUCAGUGGCGCCCUUCGUCACUAUCCUGUUGAUACGUUGGCCAAUAGCGAGGCUCAGCGUCUCCUGAACACAGCUUCAGAUUGGUUCGCGUCACUUCCAUUGGACUAUGUUGAUGCCCUCAACGUUGAACCUACUCGGCCACAACAAUCUCUGAAGCUUUCGGUCCCUGAUAGGUCUGCUCUCGACGAGUUCAGUAUGGAAACUGCUUUGGCGAUUCUCAAUCCAGAUAAUCAUGGCAUUGUUAACAGAAACGAGCGUAUCCGGCCAAUUGGGGAAGAGGUGGGAUCACUAAAGUCUGGUUCAUAUCUUUUACCCAAUGGUGGAUACCGUGAAGAUCGUCGCAACAAAGUCAUCCCCUACACCUAUCUGAACUAUGGUCCCUUCUAUUCGUUUGCGCCUCACUACGAUAGUGGUGCUUCUCAUUGUUCACCUGAGGCCAAUCAACUGGUACUGGGUACUUCUUGGCUCCCCGCACGUACUACCUAUCUAACUGUGGAACCCCAAUCGGGAACUGACUUGGAUACUUCCGAAGUUGAUGAUGAGGUUAGCAAGUCUAUCCGUUCGGACGCUGUGUGUUCUGCCCUUGCGAUAGGAGAUCAGCAGCUCGCCGUUUCCCUUGCUGUUGCCGAUAUGGAGCAACGGGCGACGAACCGAUUGGCGGCCGAAUUGGACGAAAUCUUACCAGGACCGGAAGUUUCUGAAGACUGUGUGUUCAGCAUGUGUCUUGCUAAUGCUUUUACCAUUGAUCUUCUGCGUGAUAGGAGAAAAUCGGAUGAGAAGAAUGAGACGAACAAACUAUGCACAUUGACAGAGGAGUGCAAAGCUUUGGUGGACUUGGACGAGUUAGAACAAGCCACCGCGGUUGAAGACGACCCAUCGAAGGCCAACGUGGAUGCGCUUAGUGAUUCAGCGAACGACAUUAUAGCAUUAUAUCGUACUCAAUAUCGUCGACUUGGAGAUAUCUCACAAACUGCAGCUAUGUCCGGAUCUACUCUUGUGCCGAGUCCGAUGGAAACGUCAAUCGCCCACCGGUUUGUGAACCGUAUGGUUAACAUGACUAAACGAGUUCGUCCACGGGAUAUCGUUCAUCCUUAUGCUGUUCGGCGUGCAAUGGGCAUGAAACCGGAAAUUGCCCCGUUGCCGGACGAUGAUAGCAAUAUUAAAGAACAUUUGGAGGCGUCAGAGUUGAUUUGUAUGCCUUAACUGUAGUUUCAUCCGGUCGAAUUAACUAUCCUGCUCUUUGUACAAAAUACCUUCAAUUUCUG